This is a messenger RNA of Rhodotorula toruloides NP11, 246 nucleotides long. Its product is annotated as NADH:ubiquinone oxidoreductase 12kD subunit. The coding region runs from base 1 to 246 and encodes 81 amino acids. The transcript has 4 exons. NCBI's taxonomy places the organism in Eukaryota, Fungi, Basidiomycota, Microbotryomycetes, Sporidiobolales, Sporidiobolaceae. The record is from RefSeq and is a predicted model, not a curated record.
AUGCCUGUCCCUCAGUCUGCUAUCCCCGACAACUACCGCGAGAUCCUCCAGUCACGGGACGAGAAGAUCCGCCAGGACUGGAUCGGCGUCAUGGAGACUCGCAUCGUCCGCGAGGAGUUGGCAAAGUGCUGGCGAACUGAGGGCGUCAACGCUUACGAGCAGUGCCACCACUUGACGGAGCGAUACCUCGACAUGCUGCGGACAAACCGGCUCGAGGGCUACACUAAGCUGGAUUUCAAGUCAUGA